AUGACAAUGAUGCUGGAACAAAAAAAUUCUCAAUAUUCUACAUUAAUUGUAACUGAAGGAGAUUCAGCUAAAGCACUUGCUGUAGUUGGCCUUGGUCUUAUCGGUCGAGAUCGUUAUGAUGUUUAUCCAUUAAAAGGUUUGGGUACAUCAACAGCUAAAGAAGCUAAAGAAUAUUUUUCGAAUAUGGAUCGUCAUCAUAUUAUAUUUAAAUAUGAUUCAAUAAAAGAUGAUUUAGCUAUACAAUUAGCAUUUAAUAGUGCAUUAAGUGAUGAUCGUAAAGAUUGGAUUAAAUGGCAUACUGAAGACAUUAAUCAAAGACGUGAACAAAAUUUACCAGCUGAUUAUUUAUUUAAAAAAGAUACAAAACAAAUAAAUUUUAAUGAUUUUAUUAAUAAAGAACUUGUUCUUUUUUCUAAACCAAGUACUGAACGUGCUAUUCCAAGUAUUAUGGAUGUUCUUAAACCUGAUCAACGUAAAAUCAUGUUUGUUUGUUUUACAAAAAGUUUAAUAUGUGAAAUAAAAGUUGCACAAUUAGCUGGUAAAGUUGCUGAGAAUUCAGAUUAUCAUCAUGAUGAACAAUCAUUAACAAAUACAAUUGUUGGUCUUGCAUAG
Molecule: messenger RNA, 612 nt
Organism: Rotaria sp. Silwood2
Lineage: Eukaryota; Metazoa; Rotifera; Eurotatoria; Philodinida; Philodinidae
Source: the annotation of a GenBank genome assembly